This is a messenger RNA of Capronia epimyces CBS 606.96, 576 nucleotides long. RefSeq lists its product as uncharacterized. The coding region runs from base 13 to 576 and encodes 187 amino acids. Lineage: Eukaryota; Fungi; Ascomycota; Eurotiomycetes; Chaetothyriales; Herpotrichiellaceae. The record is from RefSeq and is a predicted model, not a curated record. The transcript has a single exon.
CUUUGGUCAAAAAUGCCUGAAGGCAACUCCGUCAAGGUCUGGGUUCCCAUCACCAUCGUUGUUUGCAUCCUAGUUGUGAUGGCAGCGGCAUACUGCAUAUUCCGCGGCUGCGGCGGCGACGACCACGAUGACCGCCGCGAAGUCAUCCGAAUUCCACCCGACGAUCUUUUAGCCAUCUCUCGCACUGCACGGCGCCCAGGACGGGCGCAAAUCCGAACGAGACAGCCACCCAGAUACUUACCGACCGGGCUACCAUGGCAGGAGAUCAUCAUGGCCAGGGAAUUUCCAGUCAGGCCGGAGCCUGUGCAUGUUGUGCGCGAACCAAGACCAGGACGGGGCCGAGGCUUGCGUGCAGAACGAUUUGUGGAGAGGAGAGUAGGCCAUGGUCAUGGUCACGGUCACGGUCAUGGUCACGGUCAUGGUCACGGCCAUAGCCAGGGGCGACGUGAAAGAGUUUGGUUCGGACAUCAGCCCCACUGGGUAGAAGAGAGGAGGCCCAGGAAUGGCGUUGGAGUUGAGCUUAGAGGUAGACAUGGCGGCGCAAAUAUCAUUGAGAGAGAGCCAGUGUACAGGUGA